UGCACUCUCAGAUUCCUCACGCAGUCGGCAACGCAGCUCUGCAGCACCACGGAGAGAGACCUGCGUGCUCCCACACGUACGCACCCUCAGACUCAAACACACACACACGCUCACACACACCCACAACCGCUCACACACAUGCACACGCACCCACUCCAGGCAAGGACCCCAGACCUGGAGCCGCGCUCAGCCACGCCGGAGAGAAUCCGCCCGUUCCCUUUCCGCCACCGCCUCGCUGGCUCCUGCCCCCCUCCAUCACCUUGACGAUCUUGCCGGGGCUUUUAUUUUUGCAUCAUCCCGGUCGCUGCAUCGGAGACAGAGGGAGCCAUGCCGGGGGAGGCCGCCCACAGGACCGUCCCCUCACCUGGCCUGGCAGGGGCGGGGCAGGAGGACACUGGCAUCCCGGGGCCAGACAUGACCAGACAUGCCUCCAGCUCCUCUGCUUCUACUCCCAGUGACUGUGCCUCCACACCAUCCCCCAGCACCCCACCUCAGCUUUCCCCACAAUGCACCUCUCCGUUUGGCCCCCGGCUGGCCAUGGCCAAACCCAACACUUGCGCAAGGCCCCAGCCUGAGGGGGCCAGCAGUGACGGGGGCUCAGACGGGCGGCCGGGCAGCGUCGGGCGGCUCACUGGCAAGUUCGGGCGAGGAUCCUGCAAGCGUGGGCCUGUGAAAAUGGAGAGGAUCAAAGUGCUGACGGGGACCGAGGUGGAGAGCGACUACAAGGAGCCGGAAACCAUGGACACACGGGUGGUGAUGGGACAGGAGGCUCUGCUGAGGAACAUGGAGAGCCAGGCGGGGCCAGUGACAGGCAAAAAGACAGGGAAGGAAGCCCCCAGUCUGGAGAGCAAGACACAGGUCCCGCCAACUGUCCCUCCAGUAGAGGGUCAAGAGGGGGAGACUGAGAAGGCAAAGUUGGACACUGGUCAGGAGAGUGUAUCUGCCGUCCACGAUGAGUGCCUGACCCCUAAAAUGGAGCUGGAGAAGGACUCUGUGCAGCUCCUCACCCAUCCAGUCCUGGAACCCAAAGCGAUGUCGGACGAUGGAUUGACUGACAGUUGCAACCCCCUGGGAGGAGAAGCAGGGGAGGAGCUAUCUCAGGGUGAAGUGCCUUCCUUGUCCUUUUCAGAGCCCUCCUGUAUGGUUGACCCCCAACGAGUGGGAGUCCCCUCAGGCCUGGACCCUGACCUCUACUACACAGCCCCCUCUACCCCCAUUAAGAUGGCCUAUUGCUCGCACCUUAAGCACCAGUGGUACCCUGGCUCACCCAGCCCAGGCCCAAGCUCCCCUACUGACGAGUCCUCUGAUCUUCCUGAAAGUGAAGGACUGUGUUCUCCCCCCACCUCCCCUUCAGGAUCCUACAUCACCGCUGAGGGGGGCAGUUGGACCUCCUCCUACACCUCCAGCACCUCACCCUCCUGCUCCCCCAACCUUAUCGCUGAGGCAGAGCUGCAGGAGGCACCCGCCUGCUAUGUGGAGUCCCUCUCAGAGAUUGGGGACGAGCUUGGUGAGGACAGGAACAGCGCUGAGAAGGACCCCUGUCUUUGUAAGGCCGAUGGCCUGGGACUGCCAGAGAGUGUUGCCUUUGCGGAGGGUGGGGACGUACUGAAGAGGGAGACCUGCCGGCCCCACUGGGUGACGGAGGAAGCCUCUCCCCAGAGGAGCAGCAGCGGGAGGAGCACGUCCUCCCAGGAGGGGGGUGGAGAAUCUGAGGGUUCCCUAGAGGCAACUGAGGAGCAGGAAACCGCGGGACUGGCGGCAUACGAGGAUCCAGAACAAGACUUGGAGCUGGACCUCAAUGCCUGUGUAUCUGAACAUUUUGCCACCCUGGAUGCGCCUCUGAGCCCAGAGGAGGUCAUCUCACCAGAGCUGGUGGCCUCAUUCCCCUUUGGUCACCGUAUGGCUGCCGCUGCGGACACGGGCAGUCUGACCCCAGCGACCUGCUCCUCUGAGGUGUCGGACACGGACAACAACAGCCUAUACGGUGAGAUGGCCUCCUCCGCCCUGCUGUCUCAAGAGGGUAGUCAGGGAGGCGACAUGAUGAUACCAGCCUCAAUGCUUCCCUUCCAUGCCAGUCUCAUCUUUCAGGCUGACUCCAUGGAGAUUACUUUGUUUCCAACAGAGGACGAGACAGGCAAUGACAUAGAUGCCUAUGCAGCUGGAGAGGAGGAGGGGGAUGUGGAUGAAGAUGAGGAUGAAGAGGAGGACGUAGAGGAGGAGGAGGAGGAAGAUCAGGAAGUGGUGGAAGAGGAAGGGAAGGUUUUGGAGGACCCUAAUGAGGAAGACACUUCCGCAUCCUUCUUGAACUCCCUCUCCGAGACCUCCAUCAACGAGGGGGUGGACGAGUCCUUUGCCUUCCAGGAUGACACAGAGGAGUCCAUUGACUCCGCCUCUUACAACGGCGACGAGGAUGAGAGGCUGUACAGCACAGAAAGGCAUGCUGAACUGGCUCAGCAGUUUCCAGGGCCUGAUGACCCCGUGGAAUCCACACAGCCCCGGGGGCAGGACUCCUCCAACUCAGGCAGUGAGAGCGAGAUGGAGAUCUCCUCCGAGUCCUCCGAGGCGAACCAUGAGCUGAACGAGUUCCCAGCGGUAGGCUGUGCCAGCUCAGCAGAAGCAAUCCCUCCUACACAUCCAGCAGCCCAGAUGAAGGAAGCUGAAACAUUGGCAGCGGAGACAGAUACCCAGGAGCAGGUUGCACUGGAGAGCUUUGAAAGGCGCACCGAAGCUGCAGUCAGUGCAGUGCAGGAGCCAGAUGGUGCAUCUUUCACGCAGCCUUCUCAGGCAUGUGCAUUGCAGUCAGCUGUACAAACCAGAGCAGAGGAUAACCCUGUCACUGGGGACCUGCCCCAGGCCUCUGCAGACAGAAGCAGCGAGCUUUCCACAUGCAUAACCGGGGAAGCAGCAGCAACUGGUGGCGAGCAUGCGGAUCUGGUUGCUGAACUUGCAGAUCAGAAAAAUGGAAACAACUUAGAGUACACAGACCCCACUCUAGGCCUGGAUGAGACAGCCACCAAUGACCUGAAUAAAGGGGUGCCACUGCUGUCACACCCCAAAGAGGACUGCUGCAGCUCCAGCAACAUACCUGUCUCCACAAGUCCUGAGACUACUUCUGAAGUGCCGGACAACCUGGCUGUCACCACUGCAGAUGCCCCAACCUCAGGGUCCUCCCUGAACCUUGACAACCUGGCUGAGAACCAACCCUGUGCAGAUGAUGUCAACCUAGGCCCUCUCGAUGCGUCCUGUUCCGCCUAUAGCAUGUUAGCCAUAUCACCAAAGAAAGAGAACUCUGAAACCAGCGUCUCAGGGAUCGAGCCUUCCUCUGGAGGGUGGGAAUCGGGAGUGCCUCUGUCCUUGGGGGAGUGUUGCGACUAUGAGGCUGAGAGCUUGCUGCUGUGUGAGAUGGCCAGACCGUUGAGUGAAGGGCCAGCUGAUGCCCAGCCCAGCAUCGACUCAGGAGAUGGCGCCGUCACAGAUCAGGAGGAAAAUGUGCUCUGUGGUGACUCACAUGAGGAGACGGCAGAAGCAGAGGGGGGCAUGCCAGAGUCCAAUCUCUCCAACUGGAAAUCCAUAGAGGAGAUUUCAGAGGCAGGCGGAGGGGAGGAUGGGAGCUCUCACUUCCCCGAGGAUGACGAAAGCAACCUUCAAGAUCAGGAGGGUGAUCCACUCAAACAGCAUGGCCUCUCCAUUGAGCCUGAAGAGGUAGGAGAGCUGAAUGACGCAGAAAGUGGCAGCUCACUGUUCGAAUCCACGGGGCCACCGAAAUGUCUCCAGUUCAACAUCCUUUCAGAGGAUGAGAAUGAGGAUUCCAAAAAUCGGACUCCGGUUUUGGAGCAGGAUCAUGCAAACAUCCUUGAAGAGUCUGUGUUGAACAUAUCUGUAGUGGAGGAGAUACCGCCGUGUGAUGUAGCUGAUGUAACCUCUGAGGUAUCACAUGAUGGAGGUGGCUCUGAAGAGCCUGACAAAUCUCAGCCUGCAUUGCCAGUUGGUCUUGAAGAAAACAGCGAAAUAUCAGGUGCCGAAACCCAAAAAGAUAAUUCUGACAAAUCAGACAGCCCAGCUUUUGUCACGGAGCAAAAUCCAGUGACUGCAGAGGAAGAUGUAGCUUCCAAAAAAUCUGUCAAUGAUAAAAAUGAUAAUGAAGCAGAACAUAAGGUGAAAGCUGACGCUGCGUUGUCUUUACUGGGAGGUUCUUUUGGCACCUUCAGCCCCAGAAAAAAUGCUAACGUCUCCAAGCAAGAAAGACCUCUGGUUGGUUGUCCUCCUUUAGCACAGAAGGACUCUGUGGUAACAUGUAAGACCGAAGAAGCUCCACCAGAGAAUGUGGAGCUAACAAGUGAAAAAACAGAGACUAAUAUAAACACAGAGGAACACAGAGAGGAUGAAGGAAGUCUGGUGUUUGAUAGACGUAUCGAUGAACCAAAGACUAUAGAUGCCUUUAAGGAACAAGAGUGUGAAGAGAGUAAGAGUAAUUCUGAUAUCUCAGGGGAAUGUAAAACAGAUGAAAAAGAGCUAAGAAUUCCUCCAAUGGAGACAAUUACGGAAAGUUUGACUUUGCCAGAGAAAGGUCAUGAGCAAGAAGAUGUAAUCAAUGUGGAGGAACCAAUCCUGCCUCAGACAGAGGGGGAAGAAAAAGCAAGGGACAACAGCACACCAACCCUUCAGAGUGGACAGGAACUCUCAAGUGAAUCUGAUGAUGCAGCAGAGGGUGCUGUUGACAAUGAACCAAAGGAGCCUGUUCUGUUAGUGAAAAGUGACAGUCCAGUCACUGCACAUGAAAAUCAAAGAAAACCAGAUGUUUUAGCCUCAGAAGGGUCAGAGGAAGAGGAUGCAUCCAGUCAGAGCAACUGCAAUGUAGCAACAUUUGAAAAGAGCCACAUCCCUGUAGCUGAGAUGCCUUUGGCCUCCAUAGAUCAGCAGGUAAUGGCAGCUCAGCAGCAAGUCGAUAUGGACGUGAGUCCUGUGGUAUCAGAGCAAAGUGGAAACAAUGAAAAUCGAGAUAAAUCUGUUGUCCACAGCUCAAGUACUUCUGUUGCGUCGGAACAAAGCGGAAACGUGCAAAACCAAGAUAAGCCUGUUGUCCACAGCUCAAGUACUUCUGUUGCGUCGGAGCAAAGCGGAAAGGUACAAAACCAAGAUAAACCUGUUGUCCACAGCUCAAGUACUUCUGUUGCGUCGGAACAAAGCGGAAACGUGCAAAACCAAGAUAAAUCUGUUGUCCACAGCUCAAGUACUUCUGUUGCGUCGGAGCAAAGCGGAAAGGUGCAAAACCAAGAUAAACCUGUUGUCCACAGCUCAAGUACUUCUGUUGCGUCGGAACAAAGCGGAAACGUGCAAAACCAAGAUAAACCUGUUGUCCACAGCUCAAGUACUUCUGUUGCAUCAGAGCAAAGCAGAAAGAUGCAAAACCAAGUUAAACCUGUUGUCCACAGCUCAAGUACUUCUGUUGCAUCGGAGCAAAGCGGAAAGGUGCAAAACCAAGAUAAAUCUGUUGUCCACAGCUCAAGUACUUCUGUUGCGUCGGAACAAAGCGGAAACGUGCAAAACCAAGAUAAAUCUGUUGUCCACAGCUCAAGUACUUCUGUUGUAUCGGAGCAAAGCGGAAACAUGCAAAACCAAGACAAACCUGUUGUCCAAAUUUUAAGUUCCUCUGUUGUUCAUGAGAGUGAGCAACCUGCAUUACCAGCGGAAGAGGUGCUUGACAACAGCGUCUUACAGAGAGACCAUCCUGCAGGAAGCACAAGAGACAUCAAUGCCAACCAUGUAGAGAGCAGCCCAAUGUCCCCCACAGAGCAGAGUGGAUCCUCUACUCUGGGUGACUCAUGUCAACCCACUGAGGAGCUAUCCAUUCCCGUCCAAGAGUCCCACUCAGACUUCAUUGCCCCGGAGCCAUCCGAACCUCCCAAAUCACAACCCCACUCCAUACCCGAGUUUUGCUCUACUGAGAUCUCCACACCCCUCGAUCAGCCCAGCCUUUCACAGCCCCUCCAGGAGACUGUAUCAGCACCCAGGCAGCCAACCUCAGUGCCUAUCCCUGAAACCCAGCACCAGGUGAACAGGCAGUCUCCACCAUCGCCAAAGCAGCACUCACAGGAAAAACCGAGAGAUGGUCCAGAAGUAGAGGCUGAAGACUACUGCACAGAGACCCCACGUGGCUCCUCAACCAGGCCCGGCAGUGCCCCAGGACAUAAGGGCGGCCGCCAAAGAGGGUCCUCACACACUGAGUCCAGCUCAUCCAGUGAGAGAGAGCUUCCGUCCUCCCCCCAGGCUGCCAGCCCCACCCUCCGCACCUCCAUGUGUGUGGAGACACACCCACUCGAGAGGCAGCAGGAGCCCCUGACGCGAUGUCCCAUCACCUACAGCCACAAAGGUACCACCGAGGUCGACCUUUCCUUCAAAAACAAGGUUGGUUCCUGUAAUGAGUCGGACAGUGACGGCUCAGUGCCAGAGCUGGAAGAGCCGGAGAGUCCCCUGCUAAGGGCCACGGACACACAGUCUCAGCUCUCUCACUCAGCGCCCCCUGGUGACGAGUCAUUGAACAAAGCCAAGCAGAGCCGCAGUGAAAAGAAAGCACGGAAGGCGAUGUCCAAGCUGGGGCUGAGACAGAUCCAGGGAGUGACCCGCAUCACCAUCCGCAAGUCCAAAAACAUCCUCUUCGUCAUCACCCGCCCCGACGUCUUCAAGAGCCCCGCCUCCGACAUCUACAUUGUUUUUGGGGAGGCCAAGAUUGAAGACCUGUCCCAGCAGGUGCACAAGGCCGCAGCGGAGAAGUUCAAAGUUCCCCUGGAGCCCUCGCCCCUCGUCCCAGAGAGCACCCCCAGCCUGAGCAUCAAGGAGGAGAGUGAGGAGGAGGAGGAGGUGGAUGAGGCGGGCCUGGAGCUCAGGGACAUUGAGCUGGUCAUGGCCCAGGCCAACGUGUCCAGAGGGAAGGCCGUCCGUGCGCUGCGGCACAACAAGAACGACAUCGUCAACGCUAUCAUGGAGCUGACCAUGUGAGAGGAGAGGUCAUCUUGCCUGUCCCCCGCACACUUGCCCUUACCACCCAUACACACUAUACUCCACUGUAUUGCUGCUAUGUUGCAUCCCCUUGUAC
Molecule: messenger RNA, 7093 nt
Organism: Megalops cyprinoides (Indo-Pacific tarpon)
Lineage: Eukaryota; Metazoa; Chordata; Actinopteri; Elopiformes; Megalopidae
Gene: nacad
Product: NAC alpha domain containing
Exons: 9
Coding region: 328-6996 (2222 amino acids)
Biological process (GO): protein targeting to membrane
Cellular component (GO): nascent polypeptide-associated complex; cytoplasm
Source: RefSeq, a predicted model, not a curated record